Molecule: messenger RNA, 2880 nt
Organism: Plasmodium yoelii
Lineage: Eukaryota; Apicomplexa; Aconoidasida; Haemosporida; Plasmodiidae
Exons: 1
Coding region: 1-2880 (959 amino acids)
Molecular function (GO): mRNA binding; metal ion binding
Source: RefSeq, a predicted model, not a curated record
AUGAAUGAGAAAAGUCAAAAGAAGGUGGCACCGGGGCAAUCCGAAACGUUGUCACUUAUAAAGAAGCAAUUCUUUAAAACGAAAAUGUGUCCUUUCCAAAAAAAUAAGAAUUAUUGUCUGAAUGAAUCUGAUUGCCAUUAUGCUCACAGUAUUGAUGAAUUAAAACCGAUGCCCGAUUUGAGAAAUACAAAGUUGUGUGAUUAUAUAAAAAAAAAAAUGCCCUGUAAAGACGUAAACUGUAAAUUUGCCCAUGAUACAGAAACUUUAAAACCUAGUGUACAUUUAGCUACCUAUAAGUCUACAAUAUGUAGUUUUUGGGGUAAAGGAAAAUGUUUUAAUGGAAAUAAAUGCAGAUUUGCUCAUGGAACUAAUGAUAUAAAAGCGAAUGAAAAUAUGAAUAUUCUAGAAAAUAAUAAACAUAACCAUAAAAAAAAUAAAGACAGUAUAUCUGAUAUAACAAAAGGAACAGAUUCUACAUAUUCUUUUAAUACAUAUGAUUAUUCUGUUAAUUGUUCUUUAGAAACUACAAAUAUAUCUCCAUCUUUUGAUAAAAGUAGAGAAUUAUUUGUUUUAAAAGAAAAUAAUAUAAAUGACGAUAAACUUGGUGAUAAUAAAUUAAGUAUAUUUGAUUCAAAUAAAGAAAUCAUUGGAAAUAUAAAUGAAAAUACGGAUCUUAAUAUAUCUAAAAUGGAUUAUCCAUUUUGUGAAAACACAAAUAACUGUAGUAUAAAUAAUAGUGACAAUAUAAAAACUGUUAUAAAUAAAAUUGAAAACAUGGCAUUAUCCACAUUUAUAGAAAAUAAUGAUAAGUAUACUAAGGUUAUAAAAUAUUUGAUGAAUGAAAAUAACAUUUUGAAAGAGUCUAUUAAAAAAGAACAAAAGCAUAUGAUAAACGAAGAAGAUCACAUAUCUCAAAUUCAAAAGCAAAUAUAUAAAGCCAAUAUUUCGAGAGCCUAUACAAAAGAUAAUGGAGAUAAUAUAGCCAAUAUUUCGAGAGCCUAUACAAAAGAUAAUGGAGAUAAUAUAGCCAAUAUUUCGAGAGCUUAUACAAAAGAUAACGGAGAUAAUAUAGUUACUAUUUCUGGUAAAAGUAAUAAUAGUAGUAAUAGUAUGUUUAUUGAGGAUGGUUUAAAAAAAUAUUUAUAUUUUGAUGAACCGAGUAGUAAUAGUCAAUUUUCAAACGAAAAUAAAGAUGUAAAUAAUGGCAUAUUAAAUUCAGAAGAUUUUAUAAAAUCGGAUGAUAAUUUUACAAAUAUAAUGAAAACAAUAGAUGAUUUAUUAAUAUCUCAAAAUGUUGGUUCAUUUUCAAAUGUAAAGAAUAAUUGCAAUUCUUUAGAAUCUAAAGAUAUAUUUUUAAUAAAAAAUAGUAAUAAUGUUAAUACUAGUAUAGAAUGUGAAAAUUUGCCAUGUAACUUACGACUAUUUGAUUCCGAAAAAAAUAUAUACCAAAAUUUUAUUGCAUCAAAUAUGAUAAAUAGUAACAAAGGGUUGAUACGAGAUAUAAAUGAAAAGGUAGAAAUUGUUGAAAACCCGUUUGACGAAAAUAUAGAAAAUAUAGAAAAUAUAAUAAAUACUUGCCAAAAAGAAACAGAAAAGACAAAAGAAAAGGCAAAAGAAAAGGCAAAAGAAAAGACAAAAGAAAAGACAAAAGAAAGCUACUAUAAUGAGCACAUUUCUUACGAACAAUGUAAAGGUGCUUCUCGACCAAUUGACAUAACAAAUGAUGAGUUUAGUUAUCUAAAUAGUAGCAAUAGUGGAAAUAAUAGCUAUUGCAACAUUAGUAAUAGUAGUAGUUACAACUAUAUAAAUAAUCCGGAUUAUAAUAGUAGCCCCAAUUAUAGUAAUAACAAUAUUCGAAUGAACGAGAUAGAUGAAAUUCCUCAUUGGUUUAAAGGGUUUUCUCAGAUAGAUGUGCAAAACAAUGAAACUCUAAAUAUGAAACAAAAUAAAUUAUAUUCAAAAAAGAUGAAAAACGAAGAAUUUGUAAAAAACCCAAAUAUCGAAUAUUGGAAAGAAAGAAUGAUACACCAAAAUGGAAAUGAGAUGCCAGAAGAGAUAAACAGUAAUAGCAACAACAAUAACAACAACAAUUUGAUAGUUGGAAAUGAGUUAAAUAAAUAUUUUUUUCAAUCAAAAAAUAAUAAUAGAUUUAUUAACAAGGGUGAUUUUAAGGAAAAAAGUGCCAAACUUAAUUUAAGAGAAAAUGUAGAUGUCAAAUAUGAUAAUGAUAAUUUAUAUAAGCUACUAGAAUUUUCUCAUGACAAGUCAAAUAUUAUAAAUAAAAUAAAAAAAUUGAUAUCUAAUGAAUUAAAAAAUAAUGAAAAUUCUAAUUUUACAAAUAAAUUAAAAUAUAAUAAUUCAAAUAAUCAGAAUGUACAAAAUAUGGUCAAUUGUAAUGGCAAUAGUAUUAAUAACUUGGGUAAAAAAAAUACACUUUUAAAUGAUUAUGUGAACAUGAAAAAUUUAAAUACAAUAUAUUCAAAUGCACUUAAUGAUAUAUCAACUAAUAAUAUUUACAACAAUAAAAAUUCAAUAAGCAAUAGCAAGAUGAGUAGCUACUUCAAUAAUAAUCAUCAUCAUCAUCAUAAUCAUCAUAAUAAUAAUAAUCAUAACAAUAAUAAUAAUAAUAAUAAUAAUCAUAAUAAUAAUAAUAAGAGUUAUGAUACGAAUGAAUAUAACUGCAACUACUUAAGCUCUGAUUUUAUGAAAUAUAAAAAAGAAAAUAAUGUUGAAAAAAAUAUUUGGAAUAACAGUUCGAAUUUGAAUGGAUUUAUUUACCCAACAACACCAACAACAUCAACAACCGAUUUGGUAUCUGAUAAUAACAAUAAUGAUGUUUUUAACAUUUCAAAAUCGGUUAAUUUAAGGAGUUUAAAUUAG